ACAAGUUAGUUUGAGUUAGGUGCCCAUUUGUAAUGGAUGGACGCAUUGUUAGUUGUGUUUUUCAAACGUGGACAUUUCUUCGAUGAGUAAUUGAAGUUUUAUUAGGAGUACGGUGCACACGAUAUAAUAUUUUGCAACAAUAAUGUGACACAUUGAGAGUACAUUCCAUCCACCACAAAAUUCAAUCCCAGUGCAACAUUUAGAUGUACCAUGUUAUUUGUACAAUAUUCGGUCGGCUCAAGGAUUCACUAACGUCAGUGACCUUCUUAAAGAAAACAUUUAAUUUGAUUCGAUAAAUCUUACCUUCAAUAACAGGGCAUAGCACCUAUGCUCAAUAUAAAUCAAAUCAUUUCUGUUUUUUUUGCAAGCGGUGAAUUAAGUGCAAAUUGAAUUGUGGCCAAGACAUUUUACGAUCAACAAUUUUCAGAUUUUUUUUGUAGUGUUAGUGAGUAAUAUACGCUUCCAAAAAGAAGUAACAACAACAAUCAAAUUGUGAAAGAAAGAAGAAUGUUUUUUAUGCAGAACGAAAACAAAAUACGAAUAAAAUAAAGAGACUGAAACGAAGCACCGUCACCUCCAUACAGAGUUGUUCACGAAAAGCAUCCGAAUAAAAAGAUAGUAAGAGUUGAAUACACCUCAACCCAAAAAAAAAAAUGAAAUAAAUAAACGACACUGAGGGAAAAGAAGCGGCAGUGCCACAGCAACAUAAGUAAGCAGAAAGAAAAACAACAACACACAAUUGUAACCAAAAUACAUAAGAAGAACACGUCCAACCGAACGAACGAAGGCAAACCAACGGAAAAAAUCCACAGGACGCAAUCGAGAAAAAUACAUUUUCGUUAUACCAACGCCGUAGCCGUACAUUUAUAAUAUUAACACAUUACAUUUGUGCGAUUCGGGUUACUUACAAAAUGGAUUUCAAUGAUGGAGCCACCGAACAUCUUGUACAAAACACUUCAGAUGACGACAGUGAUGUUGACGAAAUUACUGAUUACUUGAACGCAAACGCAUGUGAAAAUAAGAACGAAGCGGUGUCAUCGUCAACAAAGCCGAUAUAUUUGUCUGCACUAAGUACAGAAAGAGAUUUAAAUAAUAGCAGCAGUAGCUGUAGUAGUAGCAGCACAAACUCAACUCUCAAUAACAAUCACUUUGGACUGAAGAAAACUUAUGCAGCUUUAAAUUCAACCACGAAAAUGCUUCCACAAUCACAGACGCAUCAUCAGGCGUCGCCGCCUCAACAGGAUCAACAACAGCAACAGCAUCAUUACCACGUAAACAAUAACAUGGUGCCAAUAAUUAGCGUAACUCCACAUAGUCCUGGAACUAAAUUCAAUAAUAUUCUAGAGGAUACUUUAAAUCAUCUGCAAAACAUUCGCGAAAGUGUGGUUCAAAUGAAAAACUCAACAUCUUCAUCACAUCAUAAUCAUCAUCAUCACCAUCAUCAUCAGUAUUAUAUGGCGUCAGGUUUAAUAAAUCCAGCGUUGAGUGCAUCACGUUUGUUUUCGUCAUGUCCAUCAUUACCUGAUUUGACAGCAGCUGCUAACAAUGGUGUUUGGCAAGCACAACAAACAAUCGGACUAAAUAACGAUCGCCGUAAAUCAUGGACGGCUAUUGAAGAUUUGACCAUUGAAUGUGGAAAAAAUUCCCAUAAAAGUGUUAGUCUGUCGAGUCUUGAUAGUGAAGAACAGGAAUCGUUACGAGCUGAACGACUGCACAAUCGUAGCAGUCGAAAUAGCACUGGCGGCAUUUCAACGCAUUCUCUGAAUGAAGCCGAAUUAGCACGUGAUUUUGAGCGUUUGAAUUUGAAGCGAAAUCUUGUGCCACAAAUACCGUGCAAUCGAAUGCCAUUGCAAAAAAGUAUAUCGACACCAUCGAUAGCACCGGCUCGUAACCAGAGCACAAAAGAGGAGCAUACCGUGCCGACAUCUCGACACCUAUCGGAUAGUGAAGAUGACAAUCAAGAUGACCGUUCACUGCUCUGUGUUCGCGAUAAAAUCGAGGUGUAUGAUCAUCCAGCGAAGCCAACGAAACGGCCAUCAUUAUUCUUCCGCAAGAAAAAAGAUAAAUCGAAAAAUAAAGGACAAUCAACAAAUUGCGAUGGUUGUGGUGCUGUAAUUAAUUUAUCAACUUACAAGGAGCAUACAUCGGAAUGCAAGGCCAAAUUGACGAAGAAUCAACAAAAUAGCAAAAGCUCCAGCAAGAAAGCCUCAAACAGCAGUCAUCACAAUUCGCAAAUUGAUGACCAAGGCCGUGAUUAUUAUGAUGGACACAAUCAUGAUCAUGCAAAUUAUUCUGAUGAGACACCGUUGAUUCCGAAUGAAUUCUUACACGAACCGCAUAUAACAGCUCAAGACUUGGGUGGUGAAACAAUUCUUGGAUUGAUGUUGGAAAAUGAACCAGAUCUAUGGAUACAAGCAGUUCCAAAUGAAGUGAAAAAAUCACUUCGAGAAAAACAGGUACGGUCCUCAAAUCUGAACCUAAUCGAACGUCAGGAAUGCAUUUACGAGUUCAUAAUGACAGAGAAGCAACACUGCCAGAAUUUAUUGUUGAUCCAAAAAGUGUUUGUCGAAAGUCUGGAACGUCAUUUCAAUCAAUUGAACAGAGAUCGUCUCUUUCCGCGUCUAGCUGAUUUAACUGAUCUUCAUACGGGAUUUCUAAAAAAGUUGCGCCAAAAACAGAAGAAAAGUUAUGUGAUUGAUAGCAUUGCCGACCAAAUGAUUGAUUUCUUUUCAAAUCAAUCGGAAAAACUAAUAAGCGCAUAUGGUGAAUACUGUUCCAACCACAAUACAGCGUUGAACACAAUCAAAAGCUAUCAAACCGGCGAUCAACGAUUUUCAGAAUGGUACAAAUAUAAAGAGUCGAAUCCGUUGCUCAAACGGAAAGGUCUGAAUGGUUUUACAUUGUCGGUGUCACAUCGUUUAACAAAAUAUCCCAUUUUAAUCGAUGCUCAAAUAAAAAAAGUUGGCAAUGAUGAAUUUGAACGCGUAAAAUUAGAGGAAGCCAAACGAUUAAUAAAAGAGAUUUUAGAUGAUGUGAAUGCGUGCGUGGCGGAGAGAAACAAAGAAGAUCGACGAUUAGACAUUUUCAAGCGUAUUGAUGCUAAAUCAACGAUUAUGUUCAAAAAUAAUAAAUUCCGCAAAUCGGAUAUCAUGGAUAUGAGCCGUAAACUAAAAUUCGAAGGUUUGGCAACAUUGGUUACGCCGCGCAUCAAAUCACUUGAAACACCCGUUACAGUUGUUGUACUUACCGAUUGUUUGCUAUUUUUGCAAGAGCAAAAUCAGAAGUAUACAUUUUUUGCGCCGGAUACAAAGGCUGGCGUUGUGUCUCUGCAAAAGUUAUUGAUACGAGAAAAAGCUGGCGAAUCGCGAAGCAUUUACAUAAUAUCGACUGAUAUCAAUUAUCCAGAAAUGUACGAACUUAAAGUACAACAACCGAAAGACAAAACGGAAUGGAUUAAAACGAUUCGAGCGGCGGUUCAAGAAUGUCCGUUUGAAGAAACAGAACCAGACGACCAUUCAAAUGCAGAACUAAGGCAGAAAAAUUUAGAGGCAAAACAUGCUAAUAUUAGGGAGCUCAUCGCAUUGGAAGGAAGUCCACUUCAAGAAAAAUUACGUAUGAAAGAUAUUGAGCAAGCGCUAUUACUAGAAGAAAAAGUUCGAUUACACGCUACUUAUUUAAUGGAAUCUGGUGCUCGUAACAUCUCCGAUCCGGAUUCAGCUGAAGCAUUUUUAACAAGUUGUGGAUCGUACAAAGACCUCAUUACAGAUAACUGUGAUAAUGUUGAGAUAUGCAGACGGAUAUUUCAUACCAUACAAGAAAUUAGCCAGUUGGCAUCAAACUUGCACAAAGCGGCAACGGGCUAUGAAUUGCCGUCACGUUCAUUUAGUUCAGUUGGCGAACGUCACAGUGACCAAUACCAAUCACCAAAGUUGCCCACACGAGCCGAAACAUUUGGUGGCUUCGAUGAACGUCGACAAAAACAACAACAGCACCAUCUUCAUCACUAUCAUCCACCGGCAAAUCAGCUUUCAACAAAUCCACCGGGAAAUUGGCAUGAUUCAAUCAUUUCAACUAUAAGUAAUACGACAAUAAAUUUACAUAAUAGGGACAAUCAGGAAAAACGAGACUCAUGUUCAUGGGGUGAGACUGACACAUCAAUUACAUCGUCUAAUUCAAACACCACGCUUGGCAUAAAUACAAAUCCAAACAAUGGCAACAGUUCGGUUCAAAAAGACAUUAAUUAUGAGGCAUUGCAAGCAUCGCAUCAUUUAUAUGGCAUAUUGGCCAUUGUAAAUCAACAAAUGACUACAAUUGCUAGCUUAAAUUCACAGUUGAAUGCACAUCGUGAAAAUCCAAAAUCAAUGUAUCGCCACAAUGAUCAAUUGGAGGAGUUGCGCAACUUGCAAGAUAAAUUACAAGAAGAGAAAACCGAAUGGCUUAAAAGAAAAGAACAAGAAGAAAGAGAUUUAUACGAUCAGAGAAGUGAUUUAGAAUCGCAGAAAACAAAAGUUCGCAAUGAGCAAAUCGACAUUGAGAAGCAACGUGACGAAAUACACAAGAAAAUGCAAAUUUUAUCGAAUCAAGGCAUUCUAUCGUCGUCCAAUGUGGCUUUAUCACCCACCUCAAUUGUUUGUAGCAGCAGUGAUGAUGCUGGACAUCAGACACCGCAUAGUAAUAUUGGAGCUAGCUGUAGUAAUUUAACGGUCGAUGAUCAUACCGACUUGGGCGGUUCAAAUAGUUUGAGUGCUGAACAUCGACGCAAAGACAAAUGGCGAUCAGCCAGCAUAUCGAAGACGCCACCCGUUCACUUACAUAGCGCGACAAACGCAUCGAAAAUCAACCAGUCAAACAUAAAACAACAGCUACCUUUAAAGCUAUCAUCAAAUUCAAACUCAAGCACCAAGUCUGAAAAAUCCGUAUCAACUAAUUCACUUGCAUCACCUCCCAAUAUCGGGGUUACACAAUUAUUACCACUAAAAUUAGCUGAUAAAAAACAAAGCCAAGUAAUAACUCCAAAUCAUUCACGAACUGGUAGUAGUCCCGCAAUCAUUCAACAGUUUAAUAUGACACCAAGCGGCAAUCCAGCAACACGUACAAACACAUAUCCCAAAUUGCCUGAUCGCUAUCGACUUCGCAGCUCUGAUGGAUACGAUUUGAAAUCGAAUCACUCAAGUGGCUCAACAGAGCAUGAACAACAGUCAAUAUAUAAACGUAUUGGUCAGCAAUACCAUUCAUCUCCAUCAUCGCAGGCAUCAUCUUCAGCAAUAUCUCCAAGCUCAUCGAUAACUCAACAAAUGCAACGCAACAUCAGUGAUACACCAUCGUCGUCAAUUGGCAAUAAUUAUACACGGCAAAAGCCGCAAGAAACCACCACCUCAAAUAAGAAUACACAAGAUUUUUGUACGUCUGUACAAAAUACAAAAGAAGAAGAGAUUUAUUUUUGACCCCAUCAAAGUGAAGUGCAAAUCUAGAUUAUAUCACUGAUAGAAUAUGGAAAUGAAUACGUAGUAGCAGAAUAGUCAUCUAUAUAAAAGAUUAAAAUAAAAGCCUUGUCACAAAUAAAAUAUGUAUUCAUAAUUCUCUUCAAUUAGUGACAGCACAUGACAUAUAACAACAACAACAAAAAAAAAAACAAAAGACAAAAACGUUUACAACAAAAACUAAAAAAAAAAACAAUAUUUAGAUAAUACAAACAAAAUAUUUUCUCUAUCGUAUUUUCGUUAUCGUGAUCUUUGUUACAAAUAUAUUCUCAAAAUCAAGUUAAUUCUUUCGUAGGAGCCGAAUACGGUGAAUCUAAAUUGUUUCUAAGUGCUCAAUAUUGAAUCAAUCAUCUUAAUGUGAUGACACCUGUUAAAGUUUUAUGUUAAUUAUUUAAGUCCAAACUAGAAUGACACAUGGAAUUGGAAUUUAUCUGUGAAAUUAACUAGCAAUUAAUACAUUUAAACUAUCUAAAAAAAUAAAAAAAAAGAAUAAACGAAGAAAAAAAUUAAUACAUACUUACAUACAUACACACACAAUAUUUGAAACACAGUUUGCCUUCUUCAUUAUUUAUAUAGAAUUCUAUUUAUUGUAUGGCUAGUUGAAGAAUUGAGAUGUUUUGCACGCAUUUUUGCAAACCAAACAAUGACUUAUUUAAACAAAAAAAAACUUUAAAGACAAGGUCAUCUAUUUCUCCGGGCUACAUCGUGCAUUGUAAAGUUGACACGCAGUCGAUUACUCUGAUUAAGAAAAAUGCACGAACUUUAGAAGUGGGCACCUGGACCCGUGAUGAUCUAACUCUUCAUCCUUGUAAUAAAAGUUUCUUUUAACACAUCGUAAUGCAAUGGAAAUAAAAUAGAAAAAAAAUUAGUGUGUAACAUAUAUAGCAUUUCGAUUAAUCUAACUGAAUUCUUUCCGGUUAAUGUUCAAACAAAUACACAAAUAAUGCUAAAAAUAUUAAACACAAUGCGCUUUCAAAUAUUAUUUAAAAUAAUUUUUGUUUUCAGUUAUCCAAAACUAGACAAAUCAAUAUUACGCGAAAAUAUAAUCAUCUGAAUACUACAACAUUUUCAAUUAUAUAUGCUGUAGUAAAAUGUUUUGAUAAUGAAAUUAUGUAUUUUGAAAUUCGUAUUAAGAAUGCUCAAACUUCGGAAUUAAGACUUAAAAAUUUAUUUUCCAAAUCAUAAUAACCAUCAAUACAAUACUGCGACGCAUUGUUUUUAAUAUUUCAAACAUUUUUUGUGCAUAUACCAAUGUUAUUUUAGCUCAAUUCAAAAUACAAUGUGUCAAAAAUCCAUAAAAUUGGGCAAGUUCACAAACGUGCGGUUAAAUCAUCUUUUUUGUAAAUGCAUGGCAUAGUAGCAUAGGUGAUGACGAGGGUUCCUAGGGUUCGAAUUACCCCCCUAUAAAAUAAUUUUAGGAACCCUCAACAAUU
This is a messenger RNA of Contarinia nasturtii (swede midge), 6913 nucleotides long. RefSeq names its product rho guanine nucleotide exchange factor 18 (gene cyst). NCBI's taxonomy places the organism in Eukaryota, Metazoa, Arthropoda, Insecta, Diptera, Cecidomyiidae. Gene Ontology annotation, biological process: regulation of Rho protein signal transduction. The record is from RefSeq and is a predicted model, not a curated record. Gene Ontology annotation, molecular function: guanyl-nucleotide exchange factor activity. The transcript is spliced from 30 exons. Bases 912 to 5444 code for a protein of 1510 amino acids.